AUGCCUGUUCAGGACCUGACAUCUGCUCCAGCGGAAAUCGUAUUUUCCAAUCCUCACGAAGUGGAUACCCCACCUACAUGUGGCUGUUGCGCGAGUAACUGUAAUCAUAUUAACCGCAUCGUCGUUGGCCCUUUAUAUCGCCAACGAUCGAAUGAGACCCAUGAGAACAGUCGUGAAGAUCAUCAGGAAAAAGACACUUCCGUCGAAGAACCUCUUCUUGAGGAUCACGAUCCGUUUGUUGCGUCGUUGCAACUUCUAGAACGAAUCGGUAGCGGACAUUUCGCUGACGUCUUUCGUGCAUCAUCCAACCUAGGCGACGUGGCAGUGAAGGUGUAUCAUGCGGAUCAGGCAACCUUUGACAACGAAUUCGACAAUCUGACCCUACUUCAGUCUUUGAAGCAUCCAAAUACGGUACAGUUGGUGAGUACGGACAAAAUGAAACAUUCGCUUCUUUCUGCGUUUUAUUAG
Molecule: messenger RNA, 468 nt
Organism: Cooperia oncophora
Lineage: Eukaryota; Metazoa; Nematoda; Chromadorea; Rhabditida; Trichostrongylidae
Source: the annotation of a GenBank genome assembly